Candidula unifasciata is the source of this 639-nucleotide messenger RNA. Lineage: Eukaryota; Metazoa; Mollusca; Gastropoda; Stylommatophora; Geomitridae. The record is from the annotation of a GenBank genome assembly.
AUGUCUGAGACCCAUCUGGGGCAUCUCAUGGAAAGACCAAAUAUAACAAACAAACAAAAAAAUUACAACACGCCUGGCCACGCCCUACAGUACGAACUGACAGCUGAAGUGUUGCAGUACCAAGCUCCCAGAUAUUGUGCCGAUCUGUUGGCUGGACUUUUGGUCAACGUACGAGCACAUGCCAAAGUACUGGACGCGGCCGCUGGUUCAGGACAUGUGGGAGUUGAGCUUAGCAAGCGAGGAUUCAACAAUAUCACAGCACAAGAUGGAUCCUUCUGUAUGCUGGAUUUGUGCCGAGAAAAAGGCGUCUAUAGAAACUACAUGUGUUGUUUGAUCGAAAGUGACGGAAGGCUACCAAUUGACGAUGGUGUGUAUGACGCUGUGACAGUUUCAGGGGCGAUAAUGGAACACCAUCUACCCCAAUCGUGUCAAGCAGAAUUUGCUCGAGUUGUCAAACCUGGCGGGUACAUCAUUACAGCCUACGACAGCGACAUCCUCGACUCAGACUACGGCCGACUCUGGGAGAAAGAGACGCGGCGACUACUGGAAGAUGGCGUCUGCUCUCUCUACGCAAAAGUUAUCGUUCCUAAUUAUUUGAAAGACAAAAAAGGAGUCAUCAACAUUUUACAAGUGUUGUAA